Messenger RNA from Closterium sp. NIES-67, 2025 nucleotides. The record is from the annotation of a GenBank genome assembly. NCBI's taxonomy places the organism in Eukaryota, Viridiplantae, Streptophyta, Zygnematophyceae, Desmidiales, Closteriaceae.
CGACUUGACUCCCAUUCCAAUUUCCGAGGGCCGCUUACUCCUGUGCUCUCAAACAAUCUCCUGGUCUUUCUCAGAUCAAAUUUGUGUAUCAGAAGCGCAAGGACGGAACACGUAUCCCACCAGAGCUCGCAUUAGCGCCUUAUUCGAGUGCUAGAAUCCAUCUUUCUCUCCUCGAUUUUCAGCUUUCGAGUCGGAGGAAGCAAGAAAGCCAGCCCGUCCCGUCGUCUUUCGGAGCUUCCUCAAGAUAAGACUUCAGAAGAAGUUAACUUAUCAUCCGCAUUGCUCUCGCUCCCAGCCUGAAGGAACCUGCAUUUUGUCGCUGCCGGUUUCCACUUUCGCCAAGGACCGAGUCCUGCGCCUCUGCAUCGCGGUUUUCGCCCGCUGCUAUUUCGCGAGUCCCACCAACGCUUUCGCCGCUGCCAGCGGUGCUGCACUCCGUCUGUGUCUUACGCCUUCUCCGGCGCAUAGCCUACAUCCAGCCCUUUAUAGCGUGGGAGCGCGAAGCCCCAGACCUCUAAACGCGGCGACAUCUAAGGCUUUAAUCCUCGUUAUAAGGACGGGCUCGAACAUGGUUAUGGUCUUGCGACGCCUCACCGGGGAAAGCGCCGAGGGCGACGCAUCGAGUGGAACUGAGUCGUCGCCGCAGCUCCUUUCGCCAGUCGCCAUGAUGGUUACCAUCAUGGGCGAUGCUGCCAGCGACGCGGUCGCUCUUCGCGAACGCGACGAAGUCCGUCGGUCGGCGUUCACCAAUCGUGCCAAUAACGGGACCGCUGAUACGGUGGACGCGUCUAGUCCGAGCGCGCUGGUUAUCGAGAAGCAUGCACCGUCCGAUUCCGUGGCCGAUGCUUCUGAAGCGCCCGUGGCCGUUGGAUCUCGUUCUGGCACCAAGCGGCCGCAUGCAUCCGCGUUUGAAGGCGCUUCGGAACACGAGAAGGCAGAGAAAUUUGUAGCCGACAAGGGAGCGCAUAUUUUUUAUUCUCCGCGUCGGCGAGCAUGCAGCGUCGUAACAACUAUUGACGGUGUCGAUUCGUCUCCGUCACAAGCAGACUUCCGUCGGUGCGAUCGCGCGUCAUCCUCGGUGGAAGCAGAACUCGUUCACCGUUUGGAGCCGCUCUCAUCUGCCGGGUUCUCUACACCAAAUCCCCGUUCCGUUAAUUCACUCGCUGUGACAUCCGAAAAUUCUGUGGAGCUUUCUACACCCCAAGGAGAGGGUUCCCGGAUUCCUCCCCCAAUACAGUGUCCUGGAACACCCGUAAAAGCGUCAUUUACCACAUUCAUUUCACGUCUUGGGGGCAUCAACGGCGGCAAUAUCACUGCGACAACCACGACCCGGUGUGACAAUGUGGAGCGUGAAACAAGCGAGAGGACAGUGCUGGACAGUUCCGAGGCUCAAGAUGCCGAACCUGAAGCUUGCGUCAGAUCUGGAGCCGAUUCCAAUAUUCCGCUUGCAUCCCCAGCAAGAGCGACAUUAGAGGAUUUCAGAAUGCCGUCCGCUCAAGCUCCUCGCCGCCCUUCUGGCAAUCUAAGGAGGCUCUUCCGCCCACUUGACUUCGGUUCUGCAGGCAUCAGAUGCUGACUGGCUGCUGACAUGGCCUGUCCGCUGAUGUGGCGAUUCUGACACCAUUGACACUCACUAACGGAAUGCUGGAUUGUGAUGUGCUUGCACCAAUGGUGGUGAAGUGCAGCCUCCACCAGAGGCAACCUGCACCAGAUGGUUGUGAGAUGCAACCUGCACCAUGGUGGUGAAAUGACUGUCUGCCUGCUGAUCUGCUGAGAGGUCACCGCAUUGUGAUCUCCUGGUGCGACAGCCUCUGCUGAUUUGACCAAGAUAAAUAAUCUGCCUAGAAGCUCUCCUGAUUGGAAGCGGACAGUACUCUUGUGUUUUGUGGAGGGUUGUGCAGGCCUCUCGCGGGUGCGUAGCAGAUAUUGGGUUUGGGUUGGGUGGUGGUAGGGUCUCUGUUGCUUGAUGCAACAUGCAUCAAUGCUGUUGCGAAUUUGAUUGUAAUUAGUGUUGUGGUAAAUGAA